Molecule: messenger RNA, 3268 nt
Organism: Archocentrus centrarchus (flier cichlid)
Lineage: Eukaryota; Metazoa; Chordata; Actinopteri; Cichliformes; Cichlidae
Gene: hace1
Product: HECT domain and ankyrin repeat containing E3 ubiquitin protein ligase 1
Exons: 24
Coding region: 1-2712 (903 amino acids)
Biological process (GO): protein polyubiquitination; membrane fusion; Golgi organization
Cellular component (GO): Golgi membrane; cytoplasm; nucleus
Molecular function (GO): ubiquitin protein ligase activity; protein binding
Source: RefSeq, a predicted model, not a curated record
AUGAUGGAACGGGCGAUGGAGCAAAUCAACGUACAGCUCAACCGGUUGACCCGGUCUCUCCGCCGGGCCAGGACCGUGGAACUUCCGGAAGACAAUGAGACUGCGGUGUACACACUUAUGCCAAUGGUCAUGGCUGACCAGCACAGGUCAGUGUCAGAGUUGCUGCUCAACUCCAAGUUUGAUGUGAACUACGCUUUUGGACGAGUGAAGAGGAGUCUGCUGCACAUAGCUGCCAACUGUGGGUCGGUGGAGUGUCUGGUCCUGCUGCUGAAGAGGGGAGCCAACCCAAACUAUCAGGACAUCUCUGGUUGUACCCCUCUUCACCUUGCUGCUAGGAAUGGACAGAAGAAGUGUAUGGGCAAACUGCUGGAAUAUAAUGCUGAUGUCAAUAUCUGCAACAAUGAGGGACUGACUGCUAUCCACUGGUUAGCAGUCAAUGGGCGAACAGAACUCCUGCAUGAUCUGGUCCAGCAUGUGUCCAACGUGGACGUUGAGGAUGCCAUGGGCCAGACAGCCCUACAUGUAGCCUGUCAGAAUGGACACAAAACAACAGUGCUUUGUCUUCUGGACAGUGGAGCUGACAUCAACCGACCAAACGUCUCUGGCGCAACACCUCUUUACUUUGCAUGCAGCCAUGGCCAGAGAGACACAGCCCAGAUCCUUCUGUCUCGAGGUGCUAAGUACAUUGCUGACAAGAAUGGAAUCACUCCACUGGAUGUCUGUGUGCAGGGAGGAUAUGGGGAGACCUGUGAGAUUCUCAUCCAGCACCAUAGCAGGCUGUUCUUGACUCUUAUCCAGAUGACGCAGAAUGAUGACAUUAAAGAGAACAUGCUUAGGCAGGUUCUGGAGCAUGUGUCUCAGCAGAGUGAUAGCCAUUACCAGAGGAUCUUGACCAGUCUUGCUGAAGUGGCUACCACCAAUGGGCACAAGCUUCUCAGCCUGUCCAGCAGUUAUGAAGCUCAGAUGAAGAGUCUGCUGAGAAUUGUUCGUAUUUUCUGCCAUGUGUUCCGUCUGGGGCCUUCAUCACCGAACAGUGGCAACGACAUGGGUUACAAUGGCAACAAGACACCACGCAGCCAGGUUUUUAAGCCUCUGGAACUACUAUGGCACUCCCUGGAUGAGUGGCUGGUGCUCAUCUCUACAGAGCUGGAAAGGAGUAGCAAGAACCCAUCUUCCUCCUCCAGCAGCGAGAUAGCCUCUCUGUUUCUGAAACAACGCGAGUCUGAGCAUCCUGGUGCCACACCAAAACUUCCCUCCUUGCUGGACCGUCAUGUUGUCAUGGACGCAGAGAUGUAUGCUGAUGGGGAGGAUGUCAUCUCCAUGACAGCCAAUCGGCUCAGUGCUGUAAUCCAGGGUUUCUAUAUGUGCUGCUCCUGUCAGAUGCCCCAGGGAAUGACAUCCCCUCGUUUCAUUGAGUUUGUCUGCAAGCAUGACGACGUGCUCAAGUGUUUUGUAACCAGAAAUCCAAAGAUCAUCUUCAACCACUUCCACUUUCUGCUUGAAUGUCCAGAGUUGAUGUCGCGUUUCAUGCAUAUCAUUAAGGGCCAGCCCUUCAAGGAUCGCUCAGAGUGGUUCUACGAGCACCUGCUGGCCGGUCAGCCGGAUUCUGACAUGGUUCAUCGUCCAGUCAAUGAGAAUGAUGUCCUGCUAAUCCACAGAGACUCCAUAUUUAGGAGUAGCUGUGAGAUGGUUUCCAAGUCCACCAAUGAGAAACUCAAACAGGGUAUUGCCGUUCGCUUCCAUGGCGAGGAGGGUAUGGGCCAGGGUGUGGUUCGGGAGUGGUUUGACAUUCUAUCCAAUGAGAUCAUCAACCCAGACUACGCCCUGUUCACUCAGUCAGCUGAUGGUACAACAUUUCAGCCCAACAGCAACUCCUCAGUGAACCCAGACCAUCUGAACUACUUCCGAUUUGCAGGUCAGAUUCUGGGUCUGGCUCUGUACCACCGGCACCUGGUCAACAUCUACUUCACCCGCUCAUUCUACAAACACAUACUGGGUAUCCCAGUGAACUACCAGGAUGUGUCAUCCAUCGAUCCAGAGUAUGCGAAGAAUUUGCAGUGGAUCUUGGACAAUGACAUCAGCGAUCUGGGUCUGGAGCUCACCUUCUCUGUAGAAACAGAUGUGUUUGGGGCAAUGGAGGAAGUGCCAUUAAAACCUGGAGGGAUCAGUAUCCUGGUCACCCAGGACAACAAGGCCGAGUACGUCCAGUUGGUGACAGAGCUGAGGAUGACGCGAGCCAUCCAGCCUCAGAUCAACGCAUUCCUGCAGGGGUUCCACACCUUCAUCCCCGCCUCGCUCAUUCAGCUCUUUGAUGAAUAUGAACUGGAGCUCCUGCUAUCAGGGAUGCCAGAGAUCGAUGUGCAGGACUGGUGCAGGAACACAGAGUAUACCAGUGGAUACGACCCUCGGGAGCCAGUCAUCCAGUGGUUCUGGGAUGUGGUGACGAGCCUGACCCAGGAGGAGAGGGUUCUUCUGCUUCAGUUUGUCACUGGAAGUUCCAGGGUUCCUCAUGGUGGAUUUGCCUACCUGAUGGGUGGGAGUGGUUUACAGAAAUUCACCAUUGCUGCAGUACCCUACACCUCCAACCUACUGCCUACCUCCAGUACCUGUAUCAACAUGCUGAAACUCCCAGAAUACCCGAGCAAGGAGGUCCUGAGGGAUCGGCUGCUGGUGGCUUUGCACUGUGGGAGUUACGGGUAUACGAUGGCGUGAACAUCCUGUCAGUGUUCUGAGGUGUAUGCAGAUUUGAGCAUCUCCAACCUCCUCCUCCUCCUCCUCCUCCUCCUCCGCCUGCUCCACAGACAACCAUUUUGUAGUCAGGGGCUGCUUUUUAUUCAUGAUCUGCUGGAGAAGUGACAGCGACUGAGCAGAGACACAGAUCUGCACUCACACCUAUCCCACAAUUUCAUUGUUGUGAUAGAAGCUGUUUUUGUGAUUUAUGCAAAUAAUGUCUUUGAAUUGGACUGUUUUUCAUGCAGAUAUUUAUUUAGGAAUAAGACAGCAUUUAUAAAAUACAUUUUCUACCUAAAACACAGAUGAACACAUCCUAAAAGUCACACGUUGAGAUUUCCAUAUGGAACUGAUUGAAACUCCAUUAUAAACAUAUCACGUGAAUAAGGUAAAGGUGCAAUAUAUGAAAUCUGCAUGUUGUUUCUGCUCUGCCUCUCACCGUUACUUAUAUCCUUAUUAUAAUAAUCUUUAUUGUUUGGGCCAUUUUCUGUAACUGCUCUCUGAACAUCAGCAGUUAAACAUGCCAGAGCAGUAAUGA